Protopolystoma xenopodis is the source of this 210-nucleotide messenger RNA. NCBI's taxonomy places the organism in Eukaryota, Metazoa, Platyhelminthes, Monogenea, Polystomatidea, Polystomatidae. The record is from the annotation of a GenBank genome assembly.
AUGCGAUCAAUAAUUAGCGCCCAUCAGUUUGACGGUGAGGCCCAAUUUUGGCAGAACUCUUGCAUGAAGCAGGUAGUAGAACUGAGUCAUACGAAGACAGUUCUUUGCCAAGCCUUGGGCGUCGAAUUUCAGGCCAUACAUCGCGUGCGGAUUGAUUUGACAAUAUGGGUUGAGGACAACAUGUACCUGGGCCCUGGGUCAUAUGCAUGA